Dromaius novaehollandiae (emu) is the source of this 3593-nucleotide messenger RNA. It is a transcript of the gene SAXO6, whose product is annotated as Mdm1 nuclear protein. Lineage: Eukaryota; Metazoa; Chordata; Aves; Casuariiformes; Dromaiidae. The record is from RefSeq and is a predicted model, not a curated record. Gene Ontology annotation, biological process: retina development in camera-type eye; negative regulation of centriole replication. Bases 117 to 2363 code for a protein of 748 amino acids. The transcript has 15 exons. Gene Ontology annotation, molecular function: microtubule binding.
CGGCAGGCGCUGGGCGGCCCCGCGCAGGCGCCGGCGCGGGAGGCCGGGGCGGGCCGCCGGCUUUGCCAGGGGAACGGCGGUGUUGACGGCCGCGGCCCGGCGCCCAGCGCUCCGCCAUGCCCGUGCGCUUCAGGGGACUGAGUGAAUAUAAGAGAAACUUCCGAUGGAGAAAGCCGGAGUUCUGUAGCGCUUCCCAGCAGCACAAGGCCUCGUGGGCAGGACUGCGGUCUGACCAGCUGGGAAUCUCAAGAGAACCAAAGUUUAUUUCCAAGAGAAGGGUACCCUACCAUAAACCACAGAUUUCAAAGUCCUUUGAAUGGACGGCAGAUUGCAAUUUGAAUGAUCCACUAGAAACUGAAGCUCUUUGGACUGCAGAAUUGCACAGAGACCACAAUAACAAUGAUAUGAAUCAGGAAAAGAUUGAAACUCCAGAAGGACCCAGGAUUCCCCCAAAAGUUCGGUCACAUUCUGCAGAUUCUAGGGUUGAAAGAGCUCUUGCUCUUCCAGAAAACAACAUGAAGAGAUCACCACCUGCAGCUCCACCAAAUCAAAAUGAAGCAUUUGUAUCUCCAAAAAAAGGGUUAGAAAAAGUGGAUAAUGGGCCUCACAGAGCCCUUCAGAGGAAAGCAGGCAUGAAUAUUUUACCUUUAAAUACUUUUCCCAGAAAUUCUGAAUAUCAAAGCCAGUUUGUUUGGAAGAGUCCUCAUGAAAAGUCUCCAAUACUUGCAGCUGAACAGGUUAUUCACAGUACAAGUAAAUCCAUCCCUCCAUUUAAGUCUCCUGCAAUUACUUCUGAAACUGAAUGUGAGAGAAAUUUCAAAGAUUCUCCUGUUAAGAGUCCACAACUGAGAUGUGAUUCGGAAGAGAAAGAAUUUCCGGUUUGUGAACAAGUAAAUAUUUCCCCUAAAAGAAAGUCAUUGAAUAAAAGGAAAGAACCGUUUCAAAAGCCAACAGAAGAUGCAUCAAAACAAGGGAAAAAAUCAGAGCAGAAACAUCUUAAACAAAAAAAUAAGCAACAUAUCAGUCAAAAACCCCUCUCUUUACAUACAAGUCGUGGGAAGAUGAACACUGAAUAUAGAUCAAAAUUUUUGUCUCCAGCUCAGUAUUUGUACAAAGAUGGAGCUUGGUCUCGUAUCAGGAAUAAUGUUCCCAAUCAGGCAUCUCAAAACACCCUAAAUUCCAUGUGGUAUAUGGAGGUGAAAGAACUUCGAGCCAGAGCAAAGGCGUACAGGCAACGAAUAGAGGGAACGCACUUCUCACGAUACCAUCUCAAUCAGAUUCUGUCUGAUAAUAACAGUCUCUGGGAUGUGUCUUCAAGUUCCAGUUCAGAAGAAGGCAUCAGCAACAACAUCAGAGCACUAGAUCUUGCCAGAGUUUCUGAAAAAGAGACUUCACCAAGCCCCAAAGCGCUACUCCAACCUGACCCAAGAGAAGAGUUGCACCAGGACAGCACUGAGAAGAAAGGCCUGUCAGAUGUCUCAACUGUUCCAGUCAAGAGGCGUUUAGUUUGGGGUGAACAAGAAGGUACUGAAGAAAGGGACAAUCAGCCAUCAACAGAAGAUGAAGAAAAAGAAAACGAGCAGGUUGCAGUCAUGGCUCGGGAGUUAGAUGAUAAGGAUGCCACCAAGGAUAAAAAAACUGAAGGCAAGAAUGCCUUGGUAUUGAAUUCCUCUGUGGCUACAUCAGAUUCUUCUUCUGUAUCCUCGAGGACAGGUGGCAGGCUUCCUACUCCAAAGCUGAGAGCACUUGGUGGAGCUCAGAGGACUCAUCAUGAUCUCACCACUCCGACUGUUGGAGGUGCGGUUUUAGUGUCUCCUCCUAAGUCCAAGUCUUCAUCUCCACAGCAGAGAACAAGAGCUUUAGGAACAGACCCUACUGCACCUAAGCAAGGUGCAAGAGAAGCUUCAAAAAGAAGAUCCUGCCGGCCCGAUGUAGAAGUGGAAGCUGUUUCACUCCUUACCUCUCCACCCGCUGGGCUGGGAACUUUGGAUCCUUUGCCUUUAAGGCAGGAUCAGUGGCCUGGUAAUAGCGUUUGUGAUGAGCGAGUUUCUCUUGCUUCAGAACAUCAAGAGCAUUCCUCUUCUCCUCCUAUGCUGAAGGCAGCUGAAAUCCACUCUACACCUUAUUGGAGUCCCUCUCGUCGUAUUCAAGGGACUCUCAAGGACCCAGAAUUCCAGCAUAAUGGGAAUGUUGUGAGUCCCAAAAUGAGAUCUUUCCAGUUACCACUUCAGGAAAGAAACUAUAAUGAUGAAGAUGACAAACUGUCUCAGAUUUCUGCUCGCUCCGCAGCUUCUAGCUCACUGGCAUCUCAGGUAUUAGAACGAGCUCAGAAGAGGAAGGAGGAUUUCUGGGGCAAGACAUAAUCUGUUUCACCUGGUUUUAUAGAAACUGUUCUGCAAAAUGCUUUAUUUUUACAGUUUAUAGUUGUGCACAUUUUUUUAAACUGUGAUUGUAGAUGUCAUGUAGUAUCCUUUCACCUAUCACUAAGAAGGUCCAACUUUUUAGAUGUGUCAGCCCAGUUUUGACAUUUCAAUAUUUAGACCAGUGCUGAAAAUCUAGGUCCCUGAUAUCUCUAAGAAUUCAGUCCUAAUUCAUUAUUUUACAGCAGUUGUACUGAGUUUGUUUUUUGUUUUUUGUUUUUUGUUUUUUUGUUUUUUGUUUUUUUUGUUUUUUGUUUUUUGUUUUUUGUUUUUUGUUUUUACAAUGGCCCCUCCUGAAACUGAAACAAUUAUUUUUAUGCAGCCCAUGUGUUAUUCUUCAAGGUGUUCUACUGCAGUCAUGUAGUAUGACCUAGGACAGUAUUCAGGGGCAAUAGUGUUGUUCCCUGAACACCUCAGUUGCUUGAUUUUAACCAGGUGUAUUAGACAGCUGUGGUACAUUUGUUUGUUGCUGUCUGAAUUGUGAGUGCAGCACAGAGCUAUAACAAACUUUGUUACUUUUACUACUUACUGCUUUUAGGCUGCUGCCAAAAAAAUUCCUACUGUUUCUUAACAAAGCUAACGUGGAAUAUACAAGAGUUUGAGAAAAGAAGGUUAAGCUUCGGGGUUUUGUUAAUUGCCCCAGCUUUUUGGCUAGGAUGACUAUGAGAGUUCAAUGUGUACAGUACCACAGCUUGUCAGAAGAAUCAAUGUGGACAUAAGUCUUUUGUUGGCAAGACCCAUUUUUUAGUGUUAAUUUCAACUUCUCUAGAAAAAGCAAUCUCAAACACCUAAGCACUGGUAUUCCCCUGCCCUACUUCUGCUCAGUUAUUUAGGAGUAGUUGGUCUCUUAAAGUAAACUUGGAAGAAUGUUUUAUUUGGCUUUGACAUCUUAAUUACCUCUUGUUCUGGUUGCCUGUUUUUGGGUGACUGGGAUACUGUAAUCAUUGUCAAAGCAAAAACUGUUUGUGAUUUAUGCUGACAGCCUGUUUCCUCUGUCCAAGUGAUGCAAACAAGUUAACAUGAAGUGGGAGAAAUAGGUGGGUAGCAGCCAGUUCGUACAGUGGUUUAGUUCUUUUUACAUAGUUUCAAACUUUAGUAAUACAUGGUUUAAAAAUUUUGUACAAGAUCAAUUUCAAUUUUGUAUGCAUUUGAAAAUAAAAAAGAUCAACUUUG